ACCAUCUCUCCUCAAAACAUCGUCUCCUCUCGCGUUUUCCUCUCUCUCUCUUCCCAAUUCGCUCUUCUUUCCCUAUCGUCUCCACAAUCCUUUCCUCCAUCUACAUCUACAUCUACAUCAUGACCUUAGCCUACACACAUCACCGCCGAGAUUAGGGUUCUAUUAUCUUGACUCAGCCGUCACUCAGGUUCCAUUUGUGAAGGAGGAGGAUUCUGCGUACUGGACAGAAGAACGAGGUUAUUCGAUCUACUGAAGAUUAGGGUUCUUCGAUCUCUAGUUUGCAAUGUCAAUUUGGGGAUUUGUAGGUACUCGAUUUGUCAACGCAGUGAGGUCCUGGGUCAGAAAAUAAAGAAGGGCAUAGUCAUCUGCGCCACCGUUUGUUUCAACGCGAUGACCGCCGCUUCUACCACGAGAGAAGAGAUACGAGACAUGGGUUCGAGGUUUGGUCUGUUUCUCUUGGCAGUUUCCAUUCUAUGGGCACCCGUGCUCUCCGAUCUAGUCAUCUCCAUAGUUGACCGACGCAUUGAUUUGACAUCACAAAUUGUGCACAUCACUUCCACACUCAAGGUGGAGAAUGAGGGAAGCGACUUGGUUACUGAGGUUUUGUUUUCUUUUCCCUCAUGUUUUCGGGCAGAGCAUUUGGCACAUGUGGCGGCAACCUCCAGUGGAGGGAAAGGAGGGAAAGGAAAAGCCAAAGGUUCUAGUACUAGCUACGCUGUUCAACUUGUUAACCCUAGAGGCGUGCCUGCUUCCUUGACUUUUUACUCGGUAGCUUUACCAAAGGGACUGGGCAAGGGCGAGAGCUUAACCUUUGAUGUGUUGGCUUUUUUCACCCAUACGUUGAAGCCAUUUACGGAGAAAAUUAUGCAGGCUGACAUUCAGCUCCUAGUGUUUCAGGAUACUGCAUUCUACCUCUCUCCUUAUGCAGUCAAGGCACAAACACUCAGUGUUAAAUUGCCUGAUGCAGGGAACGAAUCUUAUAUGAGAGUAGAUAAUACAAAGAAUGUUGGUUCAGAGAUCAAAUAUGGUCCAUAUGAGAAUCUCCCUCCCUUUUCGUACUCACCUAUUGUUGUUCAUUGUGAAAGCAAUCAACCCUUUGCUGUUGCUGAAGAGUUGGUGCGAGAUAUAGAGAUUUCCCAUUGGGGUAAUGUUCAAGUGACAGAGCAUUACAAAUUUGUCCAUGGUUGUGCCCAAAGCAAAGGAGAAUUUUCAAGGCUUGAUUAUCAAGCCAGACCUCACGUGAGAGAUCAGUAUGCCAGGCGUCUUGUUGCAAAGUUGCCACCAAGAACUCAUUCUGUCUAUUAUAGAGACGAAAUUGGUAAUAUUUCAACAUCUAACUUAUGGAGUGAUUCUAAGAAGACAGAACUAGAAAUUGAGCCUAGGUAUCUUGUGACUGGUGGUUGGAAAACUGCAUUUACCAUUGGAUAUGGUUUGCUGCUUCAUGACUUUUUAUUUCAGUCUGAUGGAAAAUGCCUCAUUGACAUAACUUUUGGUUGCCCUAUGAAUGACGUGGUCAUCAACACUCUCAUUGUGAAGGUUAGUAAUGUGAUGAUUUAUUUAAACUAGUUUUUCUAAUCCUUAUUGUUUUGAAAUAAGGUAUAUGCAUGUGGUUAUAUAUUAUUGCCAUCAGUUCUUGGUAAUCUUAAUUGAUGGUUCUUCUUGACUUUCAGCAACUUCCAUUUUGUUCGUUUCUGACCGUACUUAUGGACUCAGCAAUUUUGUUCUAUAAAUUUUGCCUUGGUUUUGGAAGGUUAGUAAUAAUAGGGAUUCUUUCUGUGGAAAACUGGAGAUCUUCUUGAUGAUGCACUGUCACUCUUUCAGCUCUAUAUAAAGAGAUAGAUAGUGGUGCCAAAAAAUUAGAAAAGAAGAGCAGUGACUUAAAAAUUUUGGAUUUCGGAGACAAACCCAGCAAGUGGAAGAACAGCUAGCCAGAUGGGAGGUCUCUUUUCAGAUUUCAGAGGACCACCCCGCCGAUUCCUAAGAGCCAUGACUACUCCUAUGUCAAUUCAUACCGUACUCUCUACUCUGCUUUCCAGAUAGCGUUGGAGGGCAGAACUUCAAGUAGCAAUGAGUUAAAGGUUGAGAAUACAGGAAAGCUAAGAUGCUAAAGAAUUUGUUCAAGGAAUUUGCCAACCAUCAAUGCAGACUUUAUAAGAGAAGUGUUUUGAAACAAUACGUAUUUGUAUAAGCUUUUGAUGUCUCAAUUAGAUGGGCAUGUAUGAGAAUACUUUUCUUCUUUGAAUGUUGGCUUGGAUGAUUGGGAAAUGCUCCCUUUUAACAUUUGAGGUAUAUAGAAUGGGUUGGAUUACU
This is a messenger RNA of Rosa rugosa (rugosa rose), 2310 nucleotides long. Its product is annotated as dolichyl-diphosphooligosaccharide--protein glycosyltransferase subunit 1A-like. The record is from RefSeq and is a predicted model, not a curated record. Gene Ontology annotation, cellular component: membrane; oligosaccharyltransferase complex. Lineage: Eukaryota; Viridiplantae; Streptophyta; Magnoliopsida; Rosales; Rosaceae.